UCAUGUAGAGGCAUGGCAUGGAAGCCUCGUUGCACAUCAUGGAGUUAUUUUUUCCAGCUGCCACAGGUUCCCCCACCUGGACAUACUGAGUGAGUUCUGGCCACAUCCACCUGCCCCUCUAUCUCCAACGCAUUGUUCAUCUCUCACACCAGAGAGGCUGUCGACAUGGAUCUGAGCAGUGGGAAGAACACAAGCAUACCAUCUCAAAUGAUCCAAAAAGCAGACACUUGGGCAACUUACAAGUUGAGGAGUGCUCGGAAGAAGGCUGGGCAGACGGAAGGAAGGCUGGUCGAGGAAGCAGAAACUGUAGCAUCAGAUUCAGAGCUGUCUGAGUCGGAAUGUGAAGGUUCUCGGACCUCACGCAGCUCAGCCAGGCAUGCUGCAUCGGUCAUGGCAGAUUUCUGCGAUGGGAAGAAGCAGGCCGUCCGUGAGAUUGGCUAUGGAGGCGUACUCCACGUCCCGCUGAUAAACAAGGUCAAUCUGAAGUUUACCCUAUGGCUGCUAAGUAGGAUUGAUGUGAAAUCUAGAUCCAUGCCUGUUGGAAGAGAUGGGAGGUUGUUCUUGUGCCCAAUACACAUGGAGAAGUUGCUAGGAGUGCCAUCGUCUGGAAGGCAGGUGUGUGGUUUGGAACCUGACAAUGCUCAAGAGAGGUCAGACUUUGUUAGGUUGGCAAUGGGUGCUAACCAACACUGCAACAACCCAUUGAAGGCAGCGCAAUCAGUUGUAACCAGGCCCUGGAAAGAUGAUGUAUCAUCUGACAUGGUGGAUGAAUUCAAGGUUGCUUUUGUUGUUUGGAUCAAUGGGCGCUUUCUUGCUCCAACAACAAAGCACGACCUCGGAUGUUCUGACUUCUGGGGUUCUCUAUACAUCACUAGUGAGAUCAAAGAGUUCAAUUGGGGUUCAUAUUAUCUGGAUCACAUGAUGGAGGCAGCAUCUAGGGUUCAGGCAGACAUGAAGCUAAAGAAAGCUACAAUGACAAUCACUUCAUGCCCUCUAGUCUGGCAGAUGAUUUAUUUUGAUAACAUAGACCUCGGCACGCUUAGCAAGCCGCACAAAGUGUUCCCCCGCAUACUAGACUUCACUAGCGAGUCUCAGAUCAACAAAAUGAUCAUGGAGGACAUGUUGCCUAAGCAAAGCGGGCAAGGGGAGCCAGCUUGGGGAGCAGCCAUGGCCAGGGGGCGCGAUGAUUCAUGCUACUUGGCAUGUGAAACAGGGCAGUCAAGCUCAUCGCACGCGGGGCGUCCCAGUAAGGAAGUUGACAACCCGAACCGUGGAGACGGAAUAAAAGUGGGGUCACCUUUCUCUGCAUCUCUGCUGCGCCCUGCAUCUGCCAGCGAUUUCUGUGAUUUCCUCAAGCAUGAAUACCCUGAUAUGAUGAGCUCAGAUAUUGUGGAUCAAUUGAAGUCCCACAAUGCUCGUUGCAUUCUGCAUUCAAACAUCUUCAAGGACUCUAUCAUCCGAGAGAACAUGAAGCUUGCUAAGCGUGUCCUUGAUAAAUUAUCACAAGAGAAACAGAGCCAAAGAACAAGUCUCCGUGCUAGGAGAGAAGACUACUUUAGUGCAAGCGAAUCAGAAUCAGAGUCUGAGAACAAACGUGCUAGACUGAAAAAGAACAGUCGAACUGGUGUCCGGUGGCCAAACAUCCCAGGAAUGCCCCGGUCCGGAAGCUCAGCAGGUGGGACAUCAUCAGACCGACCAGAUGUGGAGCGAGACGCUGAAUACCCUUCGUUUGACCUUGGCACUUUUAGCCCGCCGAAAAGAACCUCUAAGCAAGGACAAGAUGCUGUGCCUGUCAUUCAUGAUUUGACAGGGGCCCAGGACAACCUGAUGACAACACCGGUGCCUGCUAAUGGGAAGACGACCACACCGCACUAUCAGUAG
Lolium perenne is the source of this 1881-nucleotide messenger RNA. RefSeq lists its product as uncharacterized. NCBI's taxonomy places the organism in Eukaryota, Viridiplantae, Streptophyta, Magnoliopsida, Poales, Poaceae. The record is from RefSeq and is a predicted model, not a curated record.